AUGGCUCAACAAAAUCAUCACACAAAUACCCCUUUGUUUUUUUGCAAUAUUUGUGAUCGAUCACAGCAACACAAAGAUAAUCACGACAUAACGGGAGUCCCUUAUAAGACUGUUAAAUUGAGUUUGGAUUCAUUAGUAGGAUCAAUCAAGCAAGUAUUAACGUUUCCGAAUAAGAAGUUGCUGAUCAUUACGGAUGUUGGACUAUUGUAUGCAAUAGUGGGAGGAAGUAUUACAAAUACGUAUAAGUUCGACCAAAAUUCAAGUUUAGAUCUUAAAUUAGUAUCGCCUUUUGAUGGCUCUUCACCAGAAUGGAAGGCAAUUCAAAUGGCUGGUUAUACAGAGGCAGUUUUGAUCAUUGCAAAAAGCAAAUCUCAAUCACUCCUUUACGGCAUUGGUGAUAAUGGAUAUUAUAGAAUGACUCAUUUCAAAGCACAAAACUUUAGAUGUGAUGUGCCAGAAAUCAUGUUCGAUCCUUUGCACAAUCUUUCUGAAAGACUACUCAGCAAAGAGGAUGGUGAAAUCACACAUGUUGGUUGUUGCUAUUCCUUUAGUGUUUGUGUUUUGAAUGGCCACGAUGUUCACUUUACAGGACAGAAUUGGCUCUCUUCAAGCAAGAACCUUGUUAGUGGAUAUCAUUGCUGGAGUCAUCGUUCUCAGACAAUGAAAACUCGAGUGGUAAAGUUAGAAUGUGGAGAUUUUCAUGUCGUUUUAUUGCACGAAGAUCAUUCAAUUUCUGUGGCUGGAAAUAACAACAAUCAUCAAUUGACAUCUACGGCAAAUUUUAUAGGGGAUGAUGUAUUUUGUACAUUGGAUCUUAACUUCCUCUCAGCGUAUGAUAUAUUUUCAGGAAGUAAUUCAAUGGUAUAUAUCAAAAAAGAUAUUCACAACACUCACAAAACGUUUUACUUUGCUGGAGUCGCCACAGCUCAGGCAUUUGCACUAUCUGGAAAUGGAACCGUAGAUAAAAUCAAUCAUGGCACAGAGAUCGAAAAGGUUACACUUUCUGGAAGUAAUAGAGAAUUUUUUGACAUUCAAUAUACAAGAGACUUUUGUAUAAUAAGGUAUUUUGAUCGACCACAUCUUUUGUUUUUAUACGGACGUCUAUAUUAUGGAGGUCAUGACAUUGAGCAUGCAAUGAUAGAUUUGUCAAGAAUAGUUCCAUAUGACUUGUAUUCAAAAUGUGUCACAAAUGUGGAUAAUUUUUAUAGAGAUAUUGUUCAGAUUAGAAUUCAACCUAUUGGAUUUGCAGUUUAUUGUGACUUUAUCAAAUACUCCUACUCGAGAAUGAGCCAACUACUUUUCAAAGCUCUGAAUCCAGAGAAUCCAAACAACCAUUUAUUUUUUGACAUUUCAAUUGUUUAA
Naegleria fowleri is the source of this 1362-nucleotide messenger RNA. RefSeq lists its product as uncharacterized. The record is from RefSeq and is a predicted model, not a curated record. The coding region runs from base 1 to 1362 and encodes 453 amino acids. NCBI's taxonomy places the organism in Eukaryota, Heterolobosea, Eutetramitea, Acrasida, Naegleriidae. The transcript has a single exon.